Gregarina niphandrodes is the source of this 1104-nucleotide messenger RNA. RefSeq names its product integrase core domain protein. The coding region runs from base 1 to 1104 and encodes 367 amino acids. Gene Ontology annotation, molecular function: nucleic acid binding. Lineage: Eukaryota; Apicomplexa; Conoidasida; Eugregarinorida; Gregarinidae. The transcript has a single exon. Gene Ontology annotation, biological process: DNA integration. The record is from RefSeq and is a predicted model, not a curated record.
AUGGAACGCACGCAGGGACUGAGUAGGGCUUUCCCACUAGGGGAGAUCUUCGAGGCGGUACAUAUCGACUUCUGGCAAACGAGAGGAGAAGGCAGGCCAAUAAUGACAAUGAUCGACCGGACGUCACGAUGGGUGGAAGCAGCGGUGGUCCCCGACAAGUCUGCCCAUUGGGCAGCAGCGACAUUUAUUCGGCAAUGGGUUACACGAUAUGGAGUACCCAAACAACUAAUAUGUGACAACGACAAAGCCUUUACCAGCGUCAUCAUGAAGGAGUUGUUGGACCUAUUGGGAACCAAUCUGGUCACGACCACCCCCUACCACCCCGAAGGGAACGGACCGGUAGAGUCAUUCCACCGACAGCUUCGAAAGCACUACGAACGCAUACGGGGAGAAAGCAUGAGAGGCGAAGAAGAGUCGCUAGCACUUGCCAUGUUCUUGUACCGCACAGCACACCAUACAACGCUGGGUAUGACGCCGGGAAGGUGGCUAUUCGGAGUAGAACCUACCAUACCGGAGGAACGGGAGCUCGUAGGCACCCUGAGGAACCCAAACUUACAACGAAUAGAAUGGUUGGCGAAGACCAGAGAGGAGACGAUCGAGCGGAUGCAGGCAGAAGCCCAACAGCGGGCCGAUCGACGAAAUGAGCGACGGAGAGGAGGACACCUAGAAAAGGGAGACAUCGUACUCGUAAGAGACCCGACAGUACACGAACGAGGGUGGGGAUUCCCCCACCGGGUAGUUAAAGUUAGUAAGGCAGGACAUGGGGCACACGUAGAAGACAUAGUUACGGGACACAGGGAACACCGGCACGCAGGAGUAUUAAGAAGGGUGACAGCACCCCUCGACGAACACCAGCUGGGCAAGUGGGUGGAAGAGUACCGAAGAGGAGGAAUACAAAUCAACAGAGACGACUUACAACGAAAGUUGGGACAACAGCCCGAGUAUUACGAAUUAAGUUCCGACAACGAAGAAGAACCGGGAGAGCAAACUACAAUGGGAAGGAACAACAGCGAGGAACCACCAACCCUAGAAGUACCGACCACAGAGGAACUAACACCUAUACAAGGGUCGACCCGAAGAAAACGACGUCGCCGAGAGGAAUAA